Molecule: messenger RNA, 249 nt
Organism: Brenthis ino (lesser marbled fritillary)
Lineage: Eukaryota; Metazoa; Arthropoda; Insecta; Lepidoptera; Nymphalidae
Source: the annotation of a GenBank genome assembly
AUGGGAGAUAGGGACAAAGGCUAUGGUGUUGCGGGUCCGUCGUCCCUUGGGCGACGCGCGGCGGGCGGCUGCGUCUGCCGGCAUCGGCGCGCCGCGUUCGACGACCUGCCGUCUCAAGGCCGCUCUUACACGUGCCACCGGCCGCUUCCUGCCGCCGCCAUAACAAACCUCUCCCCUCUCCACCACCCCGUUUUAUUUCACCCGGAGACACAAAAAUGUUCCCAAUCCUCGAUUCUGGGUAUCGCUUUC